Molecule: messenger RNA, 4953 nt
Organism: Xiphias gladius (swordfish)
Lineage: Eukaryota; Metazoa; Chordata; Actinopteri; Istiophoriformes; Xiphiidae
Gene: smc3
Product: structural maintenance of chromosomes 3
Exons: 29
Coding region: 185-3838 (1217 amino acids)
Biological process (GO): mitotic sister chromatid cohesion
Cellular component (GO): chromosome
Molecular function (GO): protein binding; ATP hydrolysis activity; double-stranded DNA binding
Source: RefSeq, a predicted model, not a curated record
UCCCGCCCCCGCCGCCAUUUUCCAUGUUAUUCUCUUUUGCUACACAGCGUUUCAUCAGUUUUGAAUGCAACAAUUUGUAAUAUAUUGUUGAGUUUUGGGUUACUAAAUUCCCGGCUUCUCCAGUUUAGCGGAGAGGGGAGUUUAACUCCAAAUUCAGCCAAGGAGACGCCCUGCUUAGACAGCCAUGUACAUCAAACAGGUCAUCAUCCAGGGGUUCCGAAGUUAUAGGGACCAAACUGUAGUAGACCCGUUUAGUCCAAAGCACAAUGUCAUCGUUGGAAGGAAUGGGUCAGGAAAAAGUAACUUUUUCUAUGCCAUUCAGUUUGUGCUCAGUGAUGAGUUCAGCCACCUGCGACCUGAACAGCGCCUGGCCCUGCUCCAUGAGGGAACUGGUCCUCGUGUCAUUUCGGCUUUUGUGGAGAUCAUAUUUGACAACUCUGACAACCGGCUGCCGAUUGACAAAGAGGAAGUCUCCCUUCGUCGUGUCAUUGGUGCAAAGAAGGACCAGUACUUCUUAGACAAGAAGAUGGUGACUAAGAAUGAUGUCAUGAACCUUCUGGAGAGUGCUGGCUUCUCCCGUAGUAACCCCUACUACAUCGUCAAGCAGGGAAAGAUCAAUCAAAUGGCCACAGCACCUGACUCGCAGCGUCUAAAGCUGCUACGAGAGGUGGCAGGGACACGGGUGUAUGAUGAGCGCAAGGAGGAGAGUAUUUCUCUUAUGAAGGAAACAGAGGGGAAGCGAGAGAAGAUCAAUGAGCUGCUGAAGUACAUUGAGGAGCGUCUGCACACCCUGGAGGAUGAGAAGGAGGAGCUGGCUCAGUACCAGAAGUGGGACAAGAUGAGGAGAGCCUUGGAGUACACAAUCUACAACCAGGAGCUGAACGAAACCCGUGCCAAACUAGACGAAUUGUCCACCAAGAGAGAGACCUGUGGAGACAAAUCCAGACAGCUGCGUGAUGCUCAGCAAGAUGCCAGAGACAAAGUAGAGGAGACGGAGCGUGUUGUGCGGGAGCUGAAGUCCAAGAUCUCUGCCAUGAAGGAGGAGAGAGAGCAACUGUCGGCUGAGCGCCAGGAGCAGAUCAAGCAGAGGACCAAGCUUGAGCUGAAGGCCAAGGACCUGCAGGACGAGCUGGCAGGCAACAGCGAACAGAGGAAACGCCUGCUGAAGGAGCGUCAGAAGCUGCUGGAGAAAAUCGAGGAGAAGCAAAAAGAGCUGCAGGAGACUGAGCCCAAAUUCAACAUGGUGAAGGAAAAAGAGGAGCGGGGUAUCUCCAGAUUGGCCCAGGCUACUCAGGAGAGGACAGACCUGUAUGCCAAGCAGGGCCGUGGCAGCCAGUUCACCUCCAAGGAGGAGAGGGACAAGUGGAUUAAGAAGGAGCUGAAGUCUCUAGACCAGGCCAUCAAUGAUAAAAAGAGGCAGAUCGCAGCCAUCCACAAAGACCUGGAAGACACAGAGACGAAUAAGGAGAAGAACCUGGAGCAGUACAAUAAACUCGAUCAAGAUCUAAAUGAGGUCAAGACUCGUGUUGAGGAGCUGGACAAAAAGUAUUACGAAGUGAAGAACCGGAAAGAUGAGCUGCAGAGCGAAAGAAACUACCUGUGGCGUGAGGAGAACGCAGAGCAGCAGGCCCUGGCAGCCAAACGAGAGGACCUGGAGAAGAAACAGCAGCUCCUUCGAGCGGCCACCGGCAAGGCCAUUCUGAAUGGCAUUGACAGCAUCAACAAAGUCCUUGAGCAUUUUCGUCGGAAAGGCAUUAACCAGCACGUCAUCAAUGGUUAUCACGGCAUCGUCAUGAAUAACUUUGAAUGUGAGCCUGCUUUUUAUACCUGUGUGGAGGUGACUGCGGGUACCAGACUGUUCUACCACAUUGUGGAAACAGAUGAAGUCAGCACCAAAAUACUGAUGGAGUUCAACAAAAUGAACCUGCCCGGAGAAGUCACAUUCCUGCCCUUGAGCAAACUGGACGUCAGGGACACUGCCUAUCCAGAGACCAAUGACGCCAUCCCAAUGAUCAGCAAACUGCGCUACAGCCCCAACUUUGACAAGGCCUUCAAGCAUGUGUUUGGGAAGACCCUGAUUUGUCGCAGCAUGGAGGUUUCCACCCAGCUGGCCAGAGCUUUCACUAUGGACUGUAUAACUCUGGAAGGUGACCAGGUGAGCCACCGUGGAGCACUGACAGGAGGGUACUACGACACUAGAAAGUCUCGUCUGGAGCUGCAAAAAGACAUGAGGAAGGCUGAGGAGGAGUUGGGUGAGCUGGAAGCCAAGCUCAAUGAGAACCUGCGCAGAAACAUUGAACGCAUCAACAAUGAGAUUGACCAACUGAUGAACCAGAUGCAGCAGAUUGAAACACAACAGAGGAAGUUUAAGGCAUCCAGAGACAGUAUUCUGUCAGAGAUGAAGAUGCUUAAGGAGAAAAGGCAGCAGUCAGAGAAGACGUUCAUGCCCAAGCAACGCAGUCUCCAAAGUUUGGAGGCCAGUCUCCAUGCCAUGGAGUCCACCAGGGAGUCACUUAAGGCCGAGCUGGGUACAGAUCUACUUUCUCAACUCAGCCUGGAGGACCAGAGGCGCGUCGAUGACCUCAAUGAUGAGAUCCGUCAGCUCCAGCAGGACAACAGGCAGUUGUUGAAUGAGAGGAUCAAGCUGGAGGGCAUCAUGACCAGAGUGGAAACCUAUCUCAACGAGAACUUACGGAAGCGUCUUGACCAAGUGGAGCAGGAGCUAAAUGAGCUGCGAGAGACUGAGGGAGGCACAGUGCUCACAGCCACAACAUCUGAGCUGGAUGGCAUCAACAAACGUGUCAAAGACACUUUGUCCCGAUCAGAAGAUCUGGAUGCUCUUAUUGACAAGACAGAGGCAGAGAUCAAGGACCACAUAAAGAGCAUGGAGCGCUGGAAGAACAUUGAAAAGGAGCAGAAUGACGCCAUCAACCACGACACCAAGGAGCUGGAGAAAAUGACCAACAGGCAAGGCAUGCUGCUCAAGAAGAAAGAGGAGUGCAUGAAAAAGAUCAGAGAGCUCGGCUCACUGCCUCAAGAGGCCUUUGAGAAGUACCAGACCCUCACACUCAAACAGUUGUUCCGAAAACUGGAGCAGUGCAACACAGAACUGAAGAAGUACAGUCAUGUCAACAAGAAAGCUCUGGACCAGUUUGUCAACUUUUCUGAGCAGAAGGAAAAACUAAUUAAGCGUCAGGAUGAGUUGGACCGUGGCUACAAAUCCAUCAUGGAGCUCAUGAACGUCCUGGAGCUGCGCAAAUAUGAGGCCAUCCAGCUCACCUUCAAACAGGUGUCAAAGAACUUCAGUGAGGUCUUCCAGAAGUUGGUGCCGGGUGGCAAAGCUACACUGGUGAUGAAGAAGGGUGAUGCUGAAGGCAGCCAGUCUCAGGAUGAGGGUGAGGGCGGUGCAGACAGUGAGAGGGGCUCUGGCUCACAGAGCAGCGUUCCUUCAGUGGACCAGUUCACUGGAGUUGGCAUCAGGGUUUCGUUCACAGGGAAGCAGGGGGAGAUGAGAGAGAUGCAGCAGCUGUCUGGAGGUCAGAAAUCCCUGGUGGCUCUGGCUCUGAUAUUUGCCAUCCAAAAGUGUGACCCCGCCCCUUUCUAUCUGUUUGAUGAGAUCGACCAGGCCCUCGACGCCCAGCACAGAAAGGCUGUCUCAGACAUGAUUGUCGAGCUGGCAGGCCAUGCCCAGUUCAUCACCACCACUUUCAGGCCUGAGCUGCUCGAGUCUGCCGACAAGUUCUACGGUGUGAAAUUCAGAAACAAAGUUAGUCACAUUGAUGUGAUCACAGCGGAGCAGGCCAAAGACUUUGUGGAGGAUGACACCACCCACGGUUAAUAGUCUUCAGCUUUUCAUCAUCCUCUUGCCCCCCCCCCCCCUUUCUGCAGUGCACUGCGUAGCUCACAGCCUUCCACAACAGGGCCCAGAGACAAAUAUCUUAUUCAAUCCACCAGCCUUUUUUAGUCCCUCUGUUAAAGGGAAAAUUGGACUUUCUCUAUAGGUGGGGAUUUAAUUGGAUAUGUUGUUUGGAUAACACUCAGAAAACACCAUCUCAAAGAUAUGGAUAUUUACUGUUUAUGGUUGACAUCAUUUCAUGCUGAUAAAACUAUAGAUUUGAAAAAAAAAUUGGUUUUGUUGAAAAACUGUUAACAGGGGACAUUUGUUUUGUCAACUUUUCCUGCGUUGCAGUGCCUCUGUGGAUUUGGCAAAUAACAGAAGUACAGUUCUUUUAUGCUGAAAACACCUCUCACUUUGUGUGAAGAGGUCCUGAGGAGAGCACUUGUUACCUUUUGUGUUACUGUGAUAAAUUUUUCUAACAAACAAUAGUUCUGAGCUGAGAUUUGGUAAUCUGCCAUUUGAAAUGAGAAGUGCCAGAGAGGCUCUUAAAGGUAACAAAUCUUCAGGACCUUUUCAGAAAACAAAUCAUCUUAUGUACAGUAAAAACACUUUUCAUAAGACUUAGAUGAAGAUUGUUUAUCUGAAACCUUUAAGUUCAGUGGAGAUGGGUGGGUCUAAAGGUUAUAUGGGUUUUUGUUGCCAUCCUGGAAAAAAAAAAAAAAAAAGACUACCUGUUCGCUCUGAGGUUUCUGUAAUCUAUACACUUUGUACUCAUGAAACAAUGUUAACAUGUAUCUGUCAUCACCAGCCACAUGGCUUAAAAUGUUUAAAGGUUGUGUUUCCUUUUAAUGGUUGUUACUGUAUUGUGUAAUUUUCUGUUUUUAGGUCAUUUAAAUAUAUGAAAAGUUUAAUUUCAAAACCCCAGAUAUUCAUUUUGGAAAUCAAAACAGCCUCCUGACUUGAUAUUUCAAAAACAGAAGUGACUCAGUGGUGGAUCACUGUAUCUAUCUGGGUCCUGAGAUGACUCAUAACUUCAGUAGUAAGCCAAGUUGUAAUUAAUCAUUUUUUAUUUUCAUAAUGGAUAUAUUGUUUGGGAUUAAACUCAUCAUAUGUUG